Messenger RNA from Epinephelus lanceolatus (giant grouper), 5469 nucleotides. It is a transcript of the gene bicral, whose product is annotated as BICRA like chromatin remodeling complex associated protein. Lineage: Eukaryota; Metazoa; Chordata; Actinopteri; Perciformes; Serranidae. The record is from RefSeq and is a predicted model, not a curated record. Gene Ontology annotation, biological process: positive regulation of DNA-templated transcription. Gene Ontology annotation, cellular component: SWI/SNF complex.
UUUGAACGUUGGUAACGCGUUCGAACUAACGAUUGCUUUCGUUGGUGUCGUUGGAUUAUUAAAUAAUUUACUGUUUUGUGUUUUAUUCGACACAUAAACGGCAUUUUAAGCUUUUUAAUGUGAAAUAAAACGUUCCUAAGUUAAUAGUUUGGUUUCCGUUUUUUUUUUGUUCGUAAUGGCCGACACUGCUUCCUUACAUCUUUUACAGCAUUGUGUCCACUUCUGAAUGACAAAGGAGCCUCAUUGCCUGUGUUAGCAUUCCCCCUCAUGACGAGAAAAUGUCGUCGUUUUAUUAUAGGUGUUAAAUAAAAGACAAUACUCUGUAACAUGCUGGACUCAAUCAGGUUUCUUGGUGUUUAAAAGUCACGUUACAGUCAGUUUACAGAGCCUGUUUUGUACGGCAGCCCUGUCGUUCUUUGUUCUCCCUGCACUAAAGAUGGAGGCUGAACGUGGCUCUGUUGUGAAGACAGCCUAUGGCAUGCCCACGAAGCCAAGGGUGUUAAAUGACUGAAUCCAUGCUUCUUGCUGGAAAAUCUGUGUCAUGGAUGAUGAGGACGAUCGCCAUCUUCUGGAUAUUUUAGGAGAUGUGGAUGCAUUGAAUGACUAUCUCCAUGGUAGCAACAGCAAGUCUAUUGAGGAGGAUGAUGUAAACAAUGCAGCUUAUGGGUCGGAUGGAUCCUUCUUUUCUAGUGACACCGCUGGCUCCAACGCUGGCCUCAAGGAUGGCUCCUCUACAAUGGGUGAAUUCGGCGAGGAUUCAGCAGGGGCAGGCCUCCAGCUCUCCAGCAGCCUUUCAUUUAUCGAGGAUGAAUUGGGGUCUGGGAAUUCCCCUGGAGGGGUGGAUCUUGGGGGAGAGGACCAGCCCUUUGACAUCCUCCAGAAGUCUCUCAUGGAGGCUGACAUCACGGAACAGACGCUGGCCCAGGAGGCCUUACUAGACUCCCAGCCUGCUCCCACUCUGGUGCAGGCUCCUGUUCCCUUCCCCUCCCAGCUGGUUUCUGGGGGUUAUGGCGGAGGAGUGGGUGUGGUGACCACGGCGACAGCUGCUUUCCCCACAGGCCAGUUCCUGCAAGGGGUGUCCCAGCUGCCCAAUGGUUCUGCCCAGCACAUACAGGUGUUGGGCUCGUUUGGGGCUGGCGGUGGCGUGAUGACUCUGAGCAGCUUGGAGAGAACUCCUCAGCUUGUGCUGAGGGCGGGGGCGCCUGUAACUGCAGCGGGGACAGCAGCAGGGGGGCAGGUGUUUGCUCCUACCCAAGGCCAAGUUGGUUUGCCUUUCAAAAACAUCCCCCUUCAAAACAUCAUCAUCCAGAGAGGCCCGGGAGGGACCCAGACUCUUGUCAGACCCAUUCAGCCUAAACCUCUUCAAGCUGGGGCUCAGACUGUCUACAGCCUUGGUCUUCAGCCCACUCCCACCACCCUUGCAAAUGUAGUUAACGCUAACACUGCUUCUCCUGGGGGACAGUACACAGCCAAUGGCUCCAUUGUAGUGCAGCCGCCCCUGGAGCAGCAACAAGCACAGGCCCAGACAAAUAUACCACCUGGGCAGUACUUGCUGCCCAGCUCUUUGGCACUCACUCCGGCCAGCUCCAUCCACAACGGCCCCGCCGACCCCAACUCAAACACCCUCAUUACCAGUCAGAAUGCGGUGCAGAUUGUUGCAGGGCAGAACUUCACCGCACAACCAGGAGGCCAGCUAAUAUUGAAUCAGGGAGUAGUCAACAGGAGUCAGGUGGGAGGGGGUGUAACUCAAACAUGGACCGGAGUUUCAUGUGCGAACCCAGCCCCCGUACAGACAUCAUGCGCUCCGGGGCGGCUGACUCUGGUUGGCCCAGCGACGGCGGGGAUCGGCGGUCAAGGCCAAGUGUCGGCAAGCCCUGUUCAGCGCCUUCUAGUGACUCAAACUCAGAAUUGCACUUCUCUGUCCCCUUUAGCUGGUACUGUGACGCAGGAACAAGACUACAGACAGAAUUCUUCAUCACCUGCCCUCAAACAGGUGCAGCUCAGCAGCAUCCAUGCCAUGACAACCAUGACUCAAGAUUCAAAGCUGAACUCACAGGUCAGUGCUCAGAAGAGACCGGCCCUUCCGCCACUUACAAGAGGAGAAAUGAUUUUACAACAGCUGAGGAAGGAUCACGCUGGAGUUCAGACCCCGGAUCAGCGUCGAUUCAAUUCAAUCAAUGAUGCACUGCAAAGACUCCUCCCUUACCACGUGUUCCAGGGGGCUCCACCCAGCCAGGAGGAGUUCUCACAGGUGGAUGAAGAAUUUGAGGUAGUUGCAGCCCAAGUGCUGAUGAGGACCCACGCCAUGGUCAACAAAUACAGACGGCUACUAAUGGUGGAAGCUGAGCGUUCCAGUCCGUCUUCAGAAAUGGUGAUGAUCGACAGGACCUUCAACCAAGAGGAGCGCAGCAAUCUGACACAAGACAAACGCAUGGUACUUGUGGAUCCAGACACCUUCAUGGAGGACUUCUGUUGUGGGAUGAAAUCUAAACUUUUCCAAGAACCCCUCCCCUCUCAGUCGUCGUCCAGCUGUAGCUGGAAUCAGUCAUCAGACAGAGGCUCUACAGAGCCGCCAUACAGGACAGACUCUCAGCCCGGGUACGGAGACCCGGGAGGAGGUGGAGCUGCAGUACCAGGUGCAGCAGAUAGACUCCACCCUCCACUCUUAGAAAACAAGAGUGUCCUGGAACUCAAGAGAUCCCAGCAACACUAUGGGUCCAGCAGCGCCAGCAACAACAGCCUCACCGCUGCCAACAGUUAUCCCCAAGGUAACCCCUCAGCUUUCGCAGCAUCGUCAAGAGGACAGACGCACUACCAGGUGUCUCACCACCUGUCCUCACCCCCGAUCCAGCCCCAAUACCCCCCGCAGCUUGCCUCACCCCCUCACCCCGACACAGACUCUGCUCUGGAGGCGGCAGUCAACAGCAUCUUGGAAUGUUAAGACUGAUAUCAUCCCUAAUGUAUGGUUUCAACUUCUUUUUUUUGUUGUAAAACUCUCCUGUUGUAAUAUUUGUCGCAUUCCCCCACAACCCAGUGUGAAGAGAGGCUAACUCUUCUUUCAGGUCUGUUAUCUUUGUGAAACCAUCUCCGGCCAUGUAGCAUGUAUUUAGUUUGUUUUGUUUUAGUGUUUUGGGGGGGGGUUGAGGCCUGACUCAGGAGCCAGAGUCUCCAUCAAGGUGCCAGGUGAAUGCAGGCACUUAAACUUACCUAUAAAGAUCCGGGAAUGUGUGCAAUGCAACGGACUCACAGAUGGAAAAUGUUCUUUUCAAUUUAAAGUUAUUUUAAAGGGGUAGGGUCCACAAUUUCAGUAGCUUGAAUAUAAGAGUGUCCCUCUCUUCACACACAGGAAUUAUUAAAGGGAUAGUUUGGAUCUUUUGAAGUGGGAUUGGAUGAGAUCCUUAUUCAUAGUCAAUGUAGCACAAACAGUAGAUGUUGGUGGGCACACCCCCAGUUUAGAGAAGCAGGCUGGAGUCUGACAUGGAAACUAAGCAAUGUACUUCUGUGCAGCAAAACGUACUUUAGCCACCUAAAAAAAAAUCAAUAUCAUUGAGUGUGCGCUAUAUUAAGAAUAUUUUCACCUCUUUACCUUGCUGUCAGAUGGCAAUAUUCGAUGGGACACUGAAGCUGUUAGAUUGCUUUCAACAAAGCCAGAAUCUAUUUACGAAAACAGUCAUUUUAACCUGUUGAACACAGAAACUGCUGGUCUACCACUGCCUUAGUCAGUUUUAAUUGUGUCAUUAGUCCUGUUACACUGCCUGUUCAAUGGGGAACUAUCGCGCCCUUAUGUUGCCUCGCCGUUCUGUAUAAAAGCUAUGAUCAAGGAAUGGAGCUUGCAGGUAGUAGCAGCACCAAGACAACGUCUAUGUAAAAAGGGGCAGCUGGCAGGGCAGAACAGGUGUGACGUUUUGAGGGUAUGUGCGCAACCCACUCUGUGAGGUUUAAAUACCAACUGAUAGCAGUUAGCAGCUAACUUGAAGAAAAACAGUGGCCGAACAUGUAUGCAAAUUGGAAAAAACAAUAUGAUCUGGGAGCUCCUUAUGCUUCAAGCGGAGGACGAGAUCAGUCACCAUAAAACAGGGAUGGUAAAUAAUUGUUAGUGCCAUGUUAUGCUAUUUUUCUUGUUUAUGAAACACUGCCAACACGUAUGUUAUGUCACACUAGAAGCUGAUGAUGUUGAGUUAAAUGUCAUGACCAUCAUGCCUCUUUUGCUUCUGAGAUGCGUGAAGAAGUGACCUCAUAGUGGCCCUAAAAUGCACAAACUAACUACACGAUGGAGGCAGCAGUAGACCAGCAGCUCCUGUGUUCAGCAAGUCAAAAUUAGUUUUGUCAGUGGAUUCUGGCGGCUUUGACGAGAGCAUAUAUGGGCAACUGAAGCUAUUAACGGCUUCCCCGUCAGAAUGGGCUGUCUGAGACAAACGUCAAGCGAACAAAACUCUAAAUAUAGCGUACAUUUAAAUUCUGGAAGUAUUUUUUAGGUGGCUAAAAUAUAUUAUGCUGCUGCCCUCGUCCAAAGUACUUUGCUUAGCUUCUGUGUCGAUACUCCAGGCUGCUUCUCCAAACUGGGUGCGUGUAAUACACUGACUGUGCAUUAGUGCCUCAUACAACCCGACCUCAGAAAAUCCAAACUGUCCUUUUAAUAUUUAGUGCCAGUUAAUUUCCCCCACCACCUAUGCUGAAGAACAGGGAGGAGAGACAAAACGACGACUCUGUGCCUAAUUCUAGGUUUUUAUUUUGAAGUGUUUACAUGAAGGAGCUCUAUUCAAAAAUAUCCACUGACUUAAAUUACAAACAUGCACAGCGCGCACACACACGCUUUAGUACAAAGUAGAUUCCGAGGCAUAGAGACACAUUCACAUAGACGAAUUGCACUAAAUGUACUGUCGCUCAUUUCAGGAACUAUCCGAACACGUGGCUCUUGUUGACAUGCAGUGUACGCUAGGCUAAACCGAAUGUGAAUAUUUGGAACAGAACCAAAAUCUAUUGGCUUGCUUUCAGCUGCCUGCAACAAGGAUAACCUCUUACUCACACUAGAAACCAGUCAAACUAGUCACACAGACAUACAGUAGUGUUACCGUACUCUGCAAUGCUUUUUUUUCAUGUGCUCAAGUCACAUUUUCUUUGGCGUUUUUUCUUUUGUACCUUAAAGGUAUGCAAGCCCCGACACACAGACACAGGACGAAUACUCAACCACUUCUAUCAUUUCACAGUGUGUUUGUGUCAAGGGGAGCUUAGUCCUCAGAUUGAGGAAGAUAUGUUACAGUAUGAUCCUUUUUUAAUUUAGAUUUUUAUUUCCUCAUUUAUUUUUUAGAAAUGACAUUAAAAAAGACAACUGUUUUUGUUUGUUGUAACGUGUUCCCCAGCUCUGUGAAGAUUACAAUAUCGUCUAUAGUUUAAAUGAUCCUGGAGGGUCGCUGAUUGUACGUAUGUUGGUCUGCCUUCUGCAUAUAUAAUUAUAUAUUGAUCAUAUCA